Stegostoma tigrinum is the source of this 5320-nucleotide messenger RNA. RefSeq names its product cdc42 effector protein 2-like. Lineage: Eukaryota; Metazoa; Chordata; Chondrichthyes; Orectolobiformes; Stegostomatidae. The transcript has 3 exons. The coding region runs from base 673 to 1251 and encodes 192 amino acids. The record is from RefSeq and is a predicted model, not a curated record.
UAUGAUUCACAGGGCUCUGUGCAACUUCCUGAAAGGUACACACUCAGGUGUAAAACCGGUUUUCACAAUUCUGGUUUUCCUGCUUUAUGUUUCUUCAGAAACUAGACAGUGAUUUCCAUCGAUUCAGAGUAACACCCCCUCACCACAUGGUUAUAAGCAAAAGCACUGGAGUUGUAGCUGUAGUCAGAAAAAAGGAGAGCCAGGGGCUUAGAACAACAAAUAUGCCCGGUUCACUAAAAGAGUGAUUUGGGAGCAUUAAGUCUCACGUGACAGCAACAUCCACCUUGACAGACACAACACAGAACCAACGCUGAAAUCAGGUCCCAGAUACAGAGCCACUUCAAACGGAGCACCUACCGAUUUGUACCUACCUCCCGUCAUUUGUGUUUUGAACAGUGGAUCAGAGGAACAGUUUGGCUUUCCUCUGAUCCCACGACUGUUCGGGAUGGAUGACGACGAUCCCCAAACAGCUGAAUAGCAAGUGAAGCUCCGGUACUGCACAGCUUCAAUCAGAGAGGUCAGCACUAGCUUCAGUGCAGGCUCACAGCUUCAGCAUCUGCUCCUUUUGUACAUGCCACCAAGAGCCAAGUUGGCCACCAAGUUUUCAAAAGACUUUCUGCUGUAAUUAUACCUUCCAAACCUACAGUAGGAAAGUUGUAGGGUGAUCAGAAGAUGUCUAUCAGAACAUCCAUCCACUUCAAAACUGGGACUGCAGGAAAGAGCAAGAAGAUGAAACUGCGGGACGUGCUGUCAGCAGACAUGAUUAGCCCUCCACUUGGGGAUUUUUGCCACAGAUCGCACAUUGGCCGGAGCGGAGAGAGUGAUACAUUUGGUGACAUGUCUUUCCUGCAGGGUCAGCACGAUCUCCUGUCAAGCUUGAGUGCAUCAAAAGACCUAGAGGGCGGGGGACCCCCAAAACCCCCUCGUCUACACCUGAAAGAGUCUCAGAAUCUGGCUCGUAAUGUGUCAGUCGAUCCCAUGACAGCCAUUAUCAAGACUACAAGUAAUCAAUCAAGUGCUGACUCAACCACCCUCCACCACAACCCAUCAGGGUGUUCGCUGGAAGAACUACCAGAUAUUCAGAAAACCAAUGAGAAUCAACAACAAACUGAAGAUUUAAAUGAACAACAGUGCCCAACUGAGACUAUGGUUUAUGAGUCUUCGGUGGACUCCAUGUUUUCAUUUAAGAUAGAUUUGGGACCUUCAAUACUGGAAGAUAUUCUCAAAGUUAUGGAUAAUUAUACAUCCUAAGAUUUCACAUUAGUCAUUUUCUUAGCUGCUGAAGAAUAGCAGCAAAUUACAAAAUCUUUGGACCUUAGGCACAAUAAUGCCAACUUUCAUUUGGAAGGCUAAUGGCACCCUAAUGCAUCGAGUUGUCAAGGAAAGAAAGAUGUAUUAUUAAUUAACAUUUAGUAAUAAGCAAGGCUGGAAAAUUGUAAGUAAACAGAGAACAGUGUCACAUACAUAUCAAAACAAACAUUGUAAUGCCUACUAUCAACUGAUCUCUAAAAUAAAGGGCUAAGGGGGAAUCACACACAAAUGAGGUGCUUGCAAAGCUUAUGCUGCUCGAGGGUCAUCUGCGUGGAGGCUGCAAAGUUAUUCGAACCAACACAAGCACUUUUAGUGCAUUGUGAUCCAUAUCUGGUGCUCCUCUAUUCCCCACUCCCUGCCAAAAGGUGGCAGCUUAUCAUUCCCAAGCCUCUCGAAUUUAGUGAGGAGCAGCACUGGACAUAGACGGGAAUCUUCACUCUCCAAAUUACUCCUCCUUCCACUUGAACUAUUUUGCUAAUAGCAGAGCCAAUGUAAGUAUGAGAGAAGCCCAUUCAGCCCCAACUACUGAAUCAGACCACGACUGACUGGUAUAACUCCAUUUACCAAACUUAGGUCUUCUCAAACUUAACAUCCUGUGCAACAAAAGGCUGUAAACCUGAGACUGGAUCUCCGGCUUCAACGGAUUUCUACGAGAUCGAAGGGGAUAAGGAAGAUGGAAGUUGCAGAUUUGCACUUCCUCUGCAUGAAAAAAGUGCUUCCUGACAUCACCUUUGAACAACUAUAUAACUUCCACUUUAUUUAUAUGGUCUGUUUUUCCAAAUUCUCCAAACAGAUACGAAAUAGUCAGCUCAAUUACGCCACUAUUUAAUAUUCCAAGCUCUCACAGCCAACCUAUACAGCCUGUUCUAAUAAUUUAGCCUUUAAAAUUGAACAGUGCACGUUUGUUAAGCAAAAUCACAUUCUGUUAUCCGCUGCCACAGUGCACUGGAGUAGUCAACACAGAUAACAGAAUGUGAUUUUUCCUGACAUUUCCUUUACCUGAACAAUCAUACCGUGGUAAGAGUCUUGAGAAUUUAGUUUAUUCCAGCACACAGUCUUUUGGCAGGGAUGAUAGAAUAUUCUGGAUUUUUACCAACGUUUAUGUGAACAGAUUCUUCUCAAUCCCACUCUAGAAUGGGAUAACUCCCUUUGGAUUAGGGAACAUCAGAAUUUAUGGACUUAAAGGGCCCAAAAUCCACCUUUUUGUGUUUUAUUAUCCUAAUGCAUACAGUAACAAUGGAGUCAUUGACCUGAGUACUCAAUCUAUCAUUAAGACAAAAGGACAUGAUUAGGAACCCUAGUGGUGGCAAACAUUGAAAAUUAUAGGUCAACAGACUCCUGCAGUACAAUUGUUAUAGCUCAGAUUGCUUACAUUCCCAAAAUAUUACUUUCCAAAACAAAAUCUAGUUAUUCUUCCUGCUUUGAUCUCCCUUGGAGUAGAAUGCACAGAUUGAUCACUGACUUGCUGAAAUCUUUGUAAAAAUUAGUUCUAUAUCUUUCAAUGUAGACGACUCCUCUGGUUCUCCAAUUCUGAACAAGACGGAACAUACUCUGGGUUUAUCUACAGCCUUUGUAAUCCUAAAUCUUUCACUGAGAAUAUGGCCAAUUCACACAAUACAAUUCUUCGGGCUCCUCAAAUCAUUCUGGAUUCUGUUUUUCAUAAUAUUUCAAUCUCUGCAAUAGUCUUUAUGCACUGCAGUGACAGGCCCACACAUAACAUUCCAAGCACAAUUGCAAAGAUUUUAAAAAAUCGCAAGAUUACUUCAUCAUUUCAGCAUUAUUGCAAUAAUUUAAUGUUUCCAAGCAAACACAGAAAUCACUUUCACUUUUCAUGCAUGUUGCUUUCCCUCUAUAUAAAUAACACUCCCUGGAUUUUGUCCCCAUGCAGACCUUUUCACAAACCAACAAUUAAUUUUAUCUGGCACUUGUUUGCCCAAGUUCUCGAAUAGGUUAUUGCAUUCAGCUUGGUUUCUACUAGUUCAUUAACUUUGUAUUAUCUGUUAGAUUUAAGAACAUAACAACAGUAGGAGUAGGCAGUUUAGCCCCUUGAACCUGCUCCAUUUGAUAUGAUCAUAGCUGAUCUUAUCCCAAACCCAACUCCACUUUCCUGCCUGCUCUUCAUAACGCUCUAACCUAUUACUAAUUAAAAAUCUAUCUCCUCCUUAAAUUUACUCAAAAUUCCAGCAUCCACCACACUGUGGAGCAGUGAAUUCCACACAUUCACAAUCCUUUGAAAGAAAUUAUUUAUCUUCACUGGUGUUUUAAAUCUGCGCCCCCUUAUCUAAAACUACGAUCUCUUGUUCUAGAAGUCUUUAGAGGUUUAACCAUCAUAUUUGUGACUUGUGGCUCUAGAUCAUUUGUAGACAAUAAACAAAAUCACCAUUGAUUCCCCCAUGAAAGGAAGCAGCUUCUCUGCAGUCACAGUGCUUUUAUCAUUUUAACCCAAGUUAAUUUGAGAAGGGGUGAUUUGUAACAGCUAUGAAUCAUACACUUCAUACUUAUUUAAAUAUUCUUCAUAAUUCAAAUAUUGUUUAACCUUCAUAUAAUGUUUCAUUUGGCUUUGUGUCAAAAUACAAGUGUUAUAAAUAAUGACCCAUAUCUUUGCCACUGAAAUUUUGGUGAAGCAUUCAUCUCACACUGUAUUCACUGUGAGGCACAUUCAACACAGCAGCUGCAGACUAUAUCACCCUAAACUUGUCUACAAUAUUUGUACCUGCUUAUAAAAAUUGAGAACAAUUGUUUGCCAAAUCGAAGACUAUUUCACUGAAGGUAGCACAGAGGCAACAAGGUUAUGAAAUUGGGGCUAAGAGACAGAAAGCAAAGAGUAUUGUGAACAGUUGCUCUUCAGAACACAUUCCACACAUUCACAAUCCUUUGAAAGAAAUUAUUUAUCUUCACUGGUCCCCCACUGCACUUUGAUAUACAUUAAGCUGGUCAUCACAUCAAAGUUGGCAGAUGGCAGAAAAUUUGUAAAUGUGGUAAACUGCAAAAUGAGUAGCUGACUUCAGGAGCACACAGACAAGUUGGUGAAAUGGACCAACAUGGGAUGAAAUUUGAUUCAGAGAAUUGAAGCAGAGGCAAUUUAAAUAAAUUUUAUAGCAGGUGGAGGAACAGAGACACCUAGGGUUUAAGUGAAGAUGGCUUUGAAGAUGGCAGGACAUAUUAAGAUGGUUGUUAAAAAUGGUGUAUGGAAUCUUUGGUUUUAUGAGUAGAAGUACACAGAACACUAAAACUAGGAAGAUUUGGUAAGCCUUCAUAUGUUAAGACCUAUCUAUAGGUUGUGGCCAAAUUCAGCCACCAUAGUUUUGGAAGGAUAUCAAAGAUGCAGAGAAAACUGACCAGAAUAUUAUUAGAGAUGAGGGAACUCAGUUAACAGACAGACUAAAGAAGUUGGUGUUGUUUUCCUUAGAGAGAACAGGGUAAGGAAAGACUUAAUACAGCCAUUCUUUGAACAGAGUAAAUAAGGCAAAAGGAAUGGUAACUGAAGGUCACAGGCUUAAAGAAAUUGGCAAGAGCAGCAAAGGUGAGAUGAGGAGUUCUUUUUAAUGCAGCAAGUUAUGAUGAUCUGGAAUGCACUACUUAACAGGGUGGAAGAAACCAGUUGAGUGUAACUAUCAAAAGUGAACUGCAUAAAUAUUUGAAAGUAGAAAAAACUGCAACAUAAUGGAAAAAAAAGAAACUGAGGAGUGAAACCAUUGGAUGGCAUAUUCAAGCAACUGGCUCCAUUACACUGGGACAAACGGUACGAUGAAAUCUAUGGUUCAAUUAAGUUUUCAAAAAGACAAGCAGGGCAGCGCGAAUGGUUUCUUCCAUCUUAUACAUUUGGUAUGUAAAGUUUUAUGUUGCUUCACAAUGAGAGAGGGGUGUGGUUUCAUUUGAGCUCCCGCACUACUUUAAACCAAUAAACCUUAUUGUAGUAUUUGAAAUAUUUCCUCCUCUUCACUUUUAAAGUUGUAAAGAAAUUACAUUUAUUUAAAGUGGUAGUACCUUUGAUGAAAGAUAUUUUGAU